GUGUAGAGUAUAAAAAGGAGUGGAGAGUGAAAUGAAUCAGGCAGUUUUAAUCUUUCUCAUUUGUGGAUAUGAAGUGUUUCAGCAUGCUUCCAGCUUUAAGUUUCACUCUGGCUGUGCUUCUGCCACUUGCAGCUGCUCUGCAGAUUGACCUCACUCCAAAGAAGGCCCUGUUUAAAGUUGGAGACAGGGAGGAGCUGAAGUGCAGCGUGACCGAAUGUCCAGGAGAAGUGAAAUUCUCAUGGAUCGCUCUGGAAGACAAACCUCUCUAUGCUGUAUUCAAGUAUUUAUCUAAAGAGUCAGUUAUGAUUUUCAACAGCGUGACCAAACACCAUGCAAACAAAAUCAAGUGCACGGCUACGUGCCAGGAUGUGUCCAAACAGGCCACGGCCACAGUGGAGGUCUACUCUUUUGCGAGGGACCCAGUCAUCUCCGGACACGACAGCUUAGUUCCAGGAGUGGAGAACACCUUGAUCUGUGAGAUCACUGAGGUCCAUCCAGCAGAGUAUAUGGAGGUUGAGUGGAUGCGUGGGGGAACUGUGGUGCACAGACAGGACGGGAAGCAUGGAGUCCAGACAGUCCAAUCCCAUUACACUUUUACACCACAGAGAGAGGACGAUGGAGCGCAGAUAACCUGCCGGGCCUCACUCACGCUACCUGAUCUACCGCCGGAUCAGCAAACCAGAGAGACCACUGUUUCCAUUGUAAUUCUAUCUGCUCCAGAAACCGUGGAAGUGUCUGGGUCCAGCACAGUUAGAGUCGGCUCUGCUCUCAGUCUGUCCUGCAAGGCGGACGGCAAUCCGACCCCAUUGUUCUCCUGGAGGGUUUUGAGGCCUGAUGGUCAGUGGGUUAAAGUGGCAGAGACACGGCAGCUCUCUCUGAUUAACGUGUCUCUGGCGGAUGCUGGAGAAUACGAGUGUGAGGCCAGCAACGGGGUCGGGAGAAAGACGGCCACUGUGACCGUCGCAGUUCACGGUCCUCCUACAAACACUGUGAUUUCUCUGUCGACCAAUGAGCCCAAAGAAGACGAGCUCGUGUCCAUCUCCUGCACGAGCCACAGCGUUCCUCAGAGCCGUCUGGUACUGAGUAAGCUGCUAGAUGGGGGGGAGUCUGAGCUGGCGUCUGGAGAAGGGCCUCACACCUCCGUAUCGUACAGCUCUGCCCGAGCCAACAACUCAGGCCUGUACGUCUGCACAGCUUUCAAUGACUACGGCAGCCAGAAGGCCAGCGUCCAGCUUACCGUUCAAACUUACCCCCUGGAGGUGACCAUGCAUCCAGAUGUGAGUGUGAUCACACUGGAGCGAGGGUCAUCACUCUCGCUGUCCUGCGAAGCCUCGGGGUGUCCUCACCCACUCUUCACCUGGACGGGUCUGCAGGAUAAGCCACAGUACAGACAGAACAACAGCCAGACAGAUAUCUCCCAGCUGAAUUUGGAGUCUGUAGAGCCGGAUGAUGAGGGAGCUUUUAUCUGUGAGGUCAAGUGUGGAUCUGUGGUGAAGUCCAAACAGACAGAGGUGAAGCUUUUCUCAUUUACCUCAGAUCCUACCAUUGAAAGUUCUGGAUAUUCUCUGGAGGGUGAGAUGACCAGUCUGACCUGUGUGGUUCGCGACGUGUUUCCAGCCAAGCUUUUCCGUAUACAGUGGCUGGAUGGAGAGAAGGAACUGCCCUCAGAGACCUUUGUGGAUGGACUGCAGAACCUCAGCUCCAUCAUCUUCUAUCAACUGCAGAGCAGCGUUCAAGAUACGACUAUUACAUGUAAGGUUUCACUACAGAUGGAUGGAGUACCAGCUGCGCUUACAGAGAAGACGACAUCUGUCACCUUGGCAAGGCACUACGCCCCCAGACAGACCACCAUCACUGUGAGUCCACAGGAGGAGCUGAAGGCAGGGGAAACGCUCAGCAUCUCCUGCCUGACAGAUAGUGCUCCAGAGGGGCAUGUGUUUUUGAAGAAGGUGGUGGAUGGUGAAGAGACGAAGCUAGCAUCCAGUCAGGGCACUCGGACCUCUUUCACCAUCCCUGCUGCCGAGCUCUCUGAUUCUGGGGUCUAUGUGUGUGAAGCUGUCAAUCAAUACGGCAGUAAGAAUGCCAGCGCCCAGAUUACUGUGCAAGCUCCUCCCAGGAACACUUCAGUGAAGGUAAUCCCAUCCGCAUGGGUGCAGGAAGGCCAGAACAUCACUAUCUGCUGCAAUUCAGUCAGCUUCCCUCCUCCUGCCAUCAUUCUGAGGAAGUUGGACAGUGGGGUCGAUAUCUACUCCCCCAACGGCACUUUUGUGCUGGUCAACCUCACACCAAAUGACACAGGGCUUUACCAAGUCAACGUCACAAAUGCCCUGGGCUACGAGACUGAGGUCUUCACUAUUCAUGUGAUGGAACUCCAGACGGCCAGCCCUCCACCCCACUGGAACUAUUUUAUUAUUCCAUUAGCUGGCUUGGGAAUUCUGGCCUCAGCCGCUGUGGUGCUGGAGUACCUGCGGAGACAGCGGCUAAAGGGUUUCUACGAACUGAGCAAGAGCAAACCAGGCACAGCGUAAACGACACAGAAAUGUUAGACCCUACUGAACUGAAUCAGUCUCUGCUGAACUGCGUUAGAAAUGAAUCAGAGUUCAUUGUUCUGAAUCAGACUCUGCUGGCUUGAGUCAGGCUUCACACUGAACCGAAGCAGAGUCCACUGGACUGAAUCAGACUCAAUUGAACUAAAUCAGAGACCAAACUAGAUGGAUUCAGACUCACUGAACUGAAUCCAAGCAACUGAAUCAGAGUCACUAAACUGACCCAGACUACAGUGAUUUAAAUCAGAGUCCAUAUUGAACUGAAUCACACUCUGCACUGAACUGGAUCAGAGUCACAGUACUGAAUCAGACUCACUACAACUAUAUCAGACUCCACACUUAACUGGAUCAGAGUCAGUGUACUGAAUCAAACACCUCUGUACUGAAUCAGACUCACUACAACUAUAUCAGACUCCACACUUAACGGGAUCAGAGUCAGUGUACUGAAUUAAACACCUCUGUACUGAAUCAGACUCCAAGGAACUGAAUCAGAGUCACUAAACUGACCCAGACUACAGUGAUUUAAAUCAGAGUCGCUAUUGAACUGAACACGCUCUGCACUGAACUGGAUCUGAGUCACAGUACUGAAUCAGACUCACUACAACUAUAUCAGGCUCCACACUUAGCUGCUUAACUGGAUCAGAGUCAGUGUGCUGAAUCAAACAGCACUGUACUGAAUCAGACUCCAAGUAACUGAAUCAGGUUAAUUAAACUGACCCAGACUCCAGUGAUUUAAAUCAGAGGUCUUAUUGACCUGAACUGGAUCAGAGUCACGGUACUGAAUCAGAUUUACUACAACUAAAUCAGACACAAUACCGAACUGGAUCAGAGCCACUGCACUUAAAUCAGAUUCCACACUGAACUAGAUCAGAAUAUUUGGCCUGAAUCAGACUCCACUCUCAGACUGCAUUGAACCAAAUUGGACUGGUAAACUGUGAAUCGGACUCUUCUGAUCUGAACUGCACCCCAGCUAUACAACUGCAGUUAUGAUGAGCCUUCAGUGGUGGACAGCUGUUGCAGGAUAACAGUGCUCCCUGUGCAGAACGGGACAGUGAAUCCUAUGUGAAUUCUAUGCAUUGCGUGUUCACAUGAGGAGCCAUAUGUAUAUAAAGCUCUGAGAGCACUGUGUGUAUAUAUGUGAGAAACAGAGAGAAAGAGAUAAAGAGAGAAAGAAGGUGGGGGUGAAAUACUUAUAGAGCAAGAGUGUGUGGGACAGGUGUAUAAAGUCAUGUAAAUAUUAAUUAGCAGAGGAUGGUUUCUUACUAAGUGCAGCUACUGUCUGUUUUUGUGUUGUUGUUUGGCAGUAUAGUAGAUUGAGAAUGAUGUGCACAGCACAAGUAAGACAUGGUAGGCAAUUUGGUUUUGUAAAAAAUUGACUUCCUUUUUCCUCUCUGUAAAGCUUUUGUAUGUUACAUGUAUCAUUGUCUUUGUAAAAGUGUCAUAUUUUUCAUUUAAAAAUGGCCUUUUCUUUAAUAAAUAUUUAUUACUUGAA
Messenger RNA from Astyanax mexicanus (Mexican tetra), 4038 nucleotides. RefSeq names its product vascular cell adhesion molecule 1b (gene vcam1b). Bases 69 to 2528 code for a protein of 819 amino acids. Lineage: Eukaryota; Metazoa; Chordata; Actinopteri; Characiformes; Acestrorhamphidae. Gene Ontology annotation, cellular component: cell-cell junction. Gene Ontology annotation, biological process: cell-cell adhesion. The record is from RefSeq and is a predicted model, not a curated record. The transcript is spliced from 10 exons. Gene Ontology annotation, molecular function: cell adhesion molecule binding.